Monomorium pharaonis (pharaoh ant) is the source of this 2058-nucleotide messenger RNA. RefSeq names its product obg-like ATPase 1. The record is from RefSeq and is a predicted model, not a curated record. Bases 259 to 1452 code for a protein of 397 amino acids. The transcript is spliced from 11 exons. Gene Ontology annotation, cellular component: cytoplasm. Gene Ontology annotation, molecular function: GTP binding; ATP binding; ATP hydrolysis activity. NCBI's taxonomy places the organism in Eukaryota, Metazoa, Arthropoda, Insecta, Hymenoptera, Formicidae.
UCGUCUGUGAAACGGAGUGCUGCGGAGCGCGCUGCUUUUGAUUUCGAACGAGCCCGACUCGGAACGGGAAUGUAUGCUAUACGCGACGGAAAUCGCGGAACGUCGCCAGGUGUUACGGAUUUCUACGUGGCGCCGAGUUCGUCGCAGCGAUACUCCGGCACCUACGCGUGGGAUACGGAUACGGUGCUCGUAAACCGCUAGAAAUUCAUUCGCGACAAUUUAAAGAUCCGACGACGUGCGAUCGUUCCGGUAGCGAGCAUGGCCCCGAAGAAGCCCGAGGAACCCGAGCGGAAGCCGCUCAUCGGACGCGUUGGUACCAAUUUGAAAAUGGGCAUAGUCGGGAUACCGAAUGUAGGGAAGUCGACUUUCUUCAACGUUCUCACCAAGAGCCAGGCGGCGGCCGAGAAUUUCCCCUUCUGCACCAUCGAUCCUAAUGAAAGUCGCGUUCCGGUACCCGACGCGAGAUACGACUACCUCUGCGAAUACUUUAAACCCGCUAGCAAAGUUCCGGCCUUCUUACACGUAAUGGACAUCGCAGGACUGGUGAAAGGUGCCUCCGAGGGGCAAGGCUUGGGAAACAGUUUUCUCUCGCACAUCGGAGCCUGCGACGGCAUAUUUCAUCUUUGUCGUGCCUUCGAGGACGACGAUGUCACCCACGUGGAGGGUGAUGUCAAUCCCGUGAGGGACCUCGACAUCAUCAGCGAGGAAUUACGACUGAAGGACUUGGAAUUCUUAAACGUGCACCUCGAGAAGCUCGAAAAGCUCGUGAUACGUGGUAAUGAUAAGAAGCUAAAACCCGAAUACGAUACGCUUCUGAAGGUGAAGGGCGUCCUGGCAGACGAGAAAAAACACAUCAGGUUCGCCGAUUGGAGUGCCAACGAUAUUGAAGUAUUGAACAAAUAUCUGUUCCUCACGUCAAAGCCGAUCAUUUACUUGGUAAAUCUGUCGGAAAAGGAUUACAUACGCAAGAAAAACAAAUGGUUAAUCAAGAUAAAAGAGUGGGUCGACAAGAACGACCCGGGCGCGGUGUUAAUCCCUUUCAGCGGCGUCUUCGAAAAUAAGAUUCUCGAUAUGGACGAGGCGGAGCGCGCAAAAUACUUCGAGGAACACAAAGUCACCAGUGCACUUGACAAAAUUAUCACACAAGGAUAUAAGGCGCUACAACUGCAAUAUUUCUUCACGUGCGGCCACGACGAGGUCAAGGCGUGGACGAUUCAGAAAGGCACAAAAGCGCCUCAAGCUGCUGGAAAGAUACAUACGGAUUUUGAAAAAGGAUUUAUCAUGGCUGAAGUGAUGAAAUAUGAGGAUUUCAAGAACGAGGGCUCGGAAGCAGCAGUAAAAGCCGCUGGAAAAUACAGACAACAAGGACGUAAUUACGUAGUCGAGGAUGGUGACAUUAUUUUCUUCAAAUUUAACGCAGGCGCCGGAUUAAAGGACCCCAAAAAGAAGUGAUGCCACGCGUUUCUCAUGUUGUUGCUCGUCCAUCUGUACAUCAACAUGAUCCUGUUAUCCUGUUGCAUGCAUCAUCCACGCGUCAAUCAAGCCAACUCGCUUUCCAGUCCUCCCUGACUCUUUCAUUUAUGAUAAACAUGUGUACACGCUAAUGACGAUGAUAUUUUUAUAUUUUUAUUCUCUGCAGCAUAUGUGUGUAUAAAAAAUUAAUUAUGCUCGCAAUAGAUUGCAAGGCGAGUUUAUUGCGAUAAUUUCAAAAUUUUUUUCGAUCAAAGUUAUAUGUAGAAAACAACGUACUUUAGCAACAUUGUCCACGUGUUAUUAUUUUUUUUUAUAAAAAAUAAUAUUGUCUACAAGAGAAAGAGAUGAUAUUUUUACAUUUCAUGUACGUAAUUGGCUGUUUAUAUAUAGAUCGUAUUCUAUAUUUUUCGUUUUUGGUGAGAAAUGUGCGGACACAGUAAAAGAGAAUGAAAGGAAAAGGGGAUGACGUGUGUGUAAAGCAUUUCUUUGUACUCUUCUGUAUUUAUUCUAUAAAUAUUAAAUUACAUUGACGUAAAAGGAUUGUAGCGACUUCAUAAUUUGCGAAUAAAAUAAGAGUUAUGAAUA